Necator americanus (New World hookworm) is the source of this 453-nucleotide messenger RNA. RefSeq lists its product as uncharacterized. Gene Ontology annotation, biological process: double-strand break repair via nonhomologous end joining; mitotic DNA integrity checkpoint signaling; DNA double-strand break processing. The transcript has a single exon. The record is from RefSeq and is a predicted model, not a curated record. Bases 1 to 453 code for a protein of 150 amino acids. Gene Ontology annotation, molecular function: histone H3K36 methyltransferase activity; single-stranded DNA endonuclease activity; histone H3K4 methyltransferase activity. Gene Ontology annotation, cellular component: site of double-strand break; condensed chromosome; nucleus. Lineage: Eukaryota; Metazoa; Nematoda; Chromadorea; Rhabditida; Ancylostomatidae.
AUGGCCGAACAUUCCACCCAUAUUCGACACGUACUCCUUUACGAGUUCGAAUCUGGCCACCCCGCUGCUAAAGCACAUCUCCAGCGCUUCAAAGCCGGAAACAAGAAACUCGAAGAUGAGCCUCGCUCUGGUCGACCGACUGCAAUAUCGUUCGACGAACUGAAGAAUCUGGCGGAGCAGCAUCCAUAUGAAGGUGUGCGGUAUUUUGCUGCCAGUCUUGGAUGUUCGCUGUCCACCGUGAGCAGUCAAGACCGAACUUUUUCACCAUUUCGAGGGAUCGCAAAUCAGUCCGGACUGCGAUCUCUCGGAAUGGUGAAAAAGCUCGGUCAGUGGCUCCCACAUGCAUUGAGCGACGGCAACCGCCAAAGACGCCUGGACAUCUGCACUCAGCUGCUCUCCAGAAGCCGCAGAUUUGACUGGCUGGACACCAUUGUCACUGGUGGUGAAAUAUAG